Molecule: messenger RNA, 1947 nt
Organism: Phaeoacremonium minimum UCRPA7
Lineage: Eukaryota; Fungi; Ascomycota; Sordariomycetes; Togniniales; Togniniaceae
Product: putative sulfate transporter protein
Exons: 4
Coding region: 1-1947 (648 amino acids)
Biological process (GO): transmembrane transport
Cellular component (GO): membrane
Molecular function (GO): sulfate transmembrane transporter activity
Source: RefSeq, a predicted model, not a curated record
AUGAGUACCUCAAGUGCUCUCGCGGAACGCCACGGCCUCAAGGAUAGCACCAUCAUGUAUAUAUCCUACUAUGUGCCCUCCGUUGUUUGGAUGCGCGAGUACAAGUGGUCCUAUCUUAAGGGCGACUUCAUUGCUGCUCUAACCGUUGCGGGCAUGUAUUUGCCCAUGGCUCUGUCGCUUGCCGAUAACCUGGCCCAUGUACCGGCCAUCAACGGCCUCUAUUCCUUCGUCUUCAAUCCUCUCCUGUACGCCAUCCUAGGCAGCGCACCGCAAAUGGUAGUCGGCCCCGAGGCUGCAGGUUCUUUGCUGGUCGGCACGGUCGUCAAAUCAAGUGUCGACCUUGGUCGGGGUGAGGACGACGAUGCCGUCCUCCAUGCCAAGAUAUGCGGCGUGGUGACCGGCAUGGCUGGUGCUACCGUCUUGCUCGCCGGACUCGCCCGCUUGGGCUUCCUCGAUAGUGUCCUCUCUCGGCCAUUCUUGCGCGGAUUCAUCUCAGCUAUUGGCUUUGUGAUCUUCGUGGACCAGCUAAUUCCGGAGCUAGGACUCAGCUCUCUAGCUUCCAAGACGCCAGGUGUGGGCCAUGGAAGCAGCGUCGACAAGUUGAAGUUCGUCUUCAACAACAUCAGCCACGUCCACCGGCUUACCUUUGCGGUGGCCACGGCCAGUUUUGUCAUCAUUAUGGUCUGCCGAGAGAUCAAACGCCGAUUGCAGCCAAGGUAUCCUGCGGUGGCAUAUGUCCCAGAUCGCUUCAUCGUUGUCGUUCUGUCUGCCAUUCUCGCGUGGUCAUUGGAGUGGGAUCAGAAAGGCGUCGAGAUCCUCGGGUCUGUCAAGGCCGCCUCCGGUCAUGUGCUUACUUUUCGAUGGCCUUUCCAGAUAUCUCACAUGACUCACAUCAGAGAUGCUAUGGGGACCUCCUUUCUUAUCGCCCUACUUGGCUUUUUCGAGUCUUCCGUAGCGGCCAAGAGUCUAGGGGGAGACAAAACCUUCCCUAGCAUUCAGCUUAGCCCUAAUCGUGAGCUCGUCGCAUUGGGUGCGGCCAACUUCGUCGGCGCCUGCUUCAUGAGCCUCCCGGCCUUCGGUGGCUACGGAAGAAGCAAGGUGAACAAGUCCACAGGAGGCAAAACGCCCAUGAGCUCAAUCUUCCUUUCUCUCAUCACAUUGAUCUCCAUCUUCUUCGUGCUGCCAUACUUCUACUACCUUCCGAAACCCGUGUUGUCCUCAUUGAUCAGUGUGGUAGCUUGGUCUUUAAUCGAAGAAGCCCCUCAUGAUAUAACCUUUUUUGCUCGUAUUCGCGCCUGGCCAGAGCUUGCGCUGAUGCUGAUCAUCGUUCUUGCCACGAUCUUCUACUCGCUGAAUCUUGGCAUCGCCAUUGGCAUCGGUCUCUCUCUGCUACUCGUGAUCCGCCACUCAACUCGACCGCGGAUCCAAAUUCUAGGGCGAAUUCCUGGUACUCACCGCUUUGAAAAUGCGGAAGAGCACCCUGAUAGGCUAGAGUUUUUUGAAGGCUGCCUGAUUGUGAAGAUUCCUGAACCCUUGACGUUUGCGAAUACCGGAGAGCUCAAAACUCGACUGCGCCGGUUAGAACUCUACGGCACAAGUCAAGCACACCCAGCAUUGCCCCGAUUGAGAAGAGAAGACUCCAAUCGAAAUGUCAUUUUCGACAUCCACGGUGUGACUUCCAUGGAUGGGUCCGGAACUCAAGUGUUAGAAGAAAUAGUUCGUAGCUACAUUGACAGGGGUGUUCGAGUGUUCUUCAGUCGCGGUCCGAACAAAGAACACCCAGUCUGGACUCUAAUGCAGCGCAGUGGCAUUGUGGAUCUCGUUGGCGGAGAAGACUAUUUCGUUGAUGAUGUACAUGAUGCCCUGAAGCUGACAGAGGCGGAAGAGGGCAGUGAACUCGGUGUUGAUGCCGGUCUAAGAGGGAGGACGAUGCCUAUCCAGGAGUGA